AUGGAACAAUUCUUGGGCUGCUUCGCCCGGCUGCACAUCUACGAGGAGAACGCCCGUUUCGUGCUCAUAUCCGUGUUGCUACUGCUCUAUCUCUGCCUGGGUGCAUUCAUCUUUCACAUCCUCGAAAGGGACGCCGAGAUCAAAGAACGACGCGAGUUCAAAGACGACUCGGAGCGGCUGCGGAUACUCGUCUGCAACCGGAGCACCAGCUGUCUGGAACGGCUCGAAGAAUUGCUAGCCCUCCACGCCCAGGGUACGGUAAGCGGUGUGGGCUCGGAUCGGGACCGCUUCGAUCUGGCCGGGUCGUUUUUCUUCUCCGGCACCGUUAUCUCGACCAUUGGCUUCGGCACAGCCACCCCUCGAACCAUAUUGGGGAGGGCCGCUACGAUCGGGUACGGAGUCGUGGGAUGUACAUGUUGUGUAUUGUUCUUCAAUUUAUUCCUCGAACGCCUCAUCACCGCCUUCAGCUAUUUGCUCAGAUAUUUCCACGAGAAAAAGGUGCGCCGGCGAUUGAUGCUGGCCAGCAAUAACAAGCCGAUCACGCUGCUCGUCAACAAUGAGGACUAUGCCGAGUCGGCGAGUUCUUGCGAGGCCGUGGACAAUUGGCGACCGUCUGUGUACAAAGUGUUCUUCUGUUUAUUGACGCUUUCCGCGCUGCUCAUCUCGACGGCGGCCUUCGUGUAUUCGUGCGUCGAGGACUGGCCGUAUAUUGAUGCCUUGUAUUUUUGCUUUAUUAGUUUUGCGACGAUCGGGUUCGGGGACUACGUGUCGAAUCAAAAAGACGUGUCAGUCAACAAGGACGUGUAUCGAUUUCUCAACUUUUUGUUGUUAACAUUAGGAGCCUGUUGUUUCUACUGUCUUUUCAACGUCAGCUCGAUUGUCGUUCGACAGCUAUUGAAUUGGAUGAUAAAGAAAAUGGACAUCAAAAUCGAUGACGAUUUCCUGUGCUUCAAGAAGCCGAAACGAUAUAUGGGACUCGGGCUGAGGCCGCCGAAAGGCUGGGAAAUGUGCUCGGAGCGCUCGUCGAUCGACCUACAAGCCGAUGGCGGCCUGCUGAGUCUCAAGGAAUUCCUGAUGAACAACCACUCUUCCGUCGUCAUGCUCCAAAAACACUUAAUAAAGAGUGCCUUGAAAAACGCGCGGGACAAGGAGGAGGACGAGCAGAAGAUAUCGGCCUCGCGAGUCGGGCCAAUGGGCAUUUUAUCGCAGGCUUUUGGCGAGGAAUUGCAA
This is a messenger RNA of Mesorhabditis spiculigera, 1230 nucleotides long. The record is from the annotation of a GenBank genome assembly. NCBI's taxonomy places the organism in Eukaryota, Metazoa, Nematoda, Chromadorea, Rhabditida, Rhabditidae.